Messenger RNA from Arctia plantaginis, 807 nucleotides. Lineage: Eukaryota; Metazoa; Arthropoda; Insecta; Lepidoptera; Erebidae. The record is from the annotation of a GenBank genome assembly.
AUGGCAGGCAACUUUUGGCAAAGUUCUCAUCACCAACAAUGGAUAUUAGAUAAACAAGAUCUAAUUCGCGACCGCCAAUACGAUUUGGCUAUAUUAAGUGAAGAGGAGUAUCAGAAAAUAUUCAAUUUCUUCGCGAGUAUCAUACAGGUGUUAGGAGAACAGUUAAAACUUCGCCAACAAGUAAUCGCUACGGCCACAGUGUACUUCAAACGAUUUUACGCAAGGAAUUCAUUAAAAUGUAUCGACCCACUGCUUCUGGCACCUACGUGCGUAUUUCUUGCGUCUAAAGUAGAAGAAUUUGGUGUAAUAUCGAACUCUCGGCUUAUCACAACGUGCCAAACAGUAAUCAAGAAUAAAUUUAGUUAUGCAUAUGGACAGCAAGAGUUCCCAUACAGAACUAAUCACAUCCUUGAAUGCGAAUUCUACCUGCUAGAGAACCUGGACUGUUGUCUGAUUGUGUAUCAGCCAUAUCGGCCGCUGUUACUGUUUGUACAGGACAUAGGACAAGAUGAUCAAUUGUUGACUUAUGCUUGGAGAAUAGUAAAUGAUUCAUUAAGAACCGAUGUUAGUUUGCUGUACCCGCCUUAUCAGAUAGCCAUAGCAUCUCUCCACAUAGCUUGUGUGAUGCUUGGUAAAGAGAGCCAUAAGCCUUGGUUUGCAGAACUCAAUGUUGACAUGGAUAAGAUCCAAGAGAUAGUAAGAUCAAUAAUUAAUCUAUAUGAAAUGUGGAAGAGUUAUGAUGAAAAGAAGGAAAUACAAGCCUUAUUAGCAAAGAUGCCUAAGCCAAAGCCGGCCCCCCAAAGAUAA